AUGCUCGGCGCCGUCAACGAGCAAUGCGAGGGUACCCCACAGGGCAUGGAGAAGGUUCGGAGUUGGUUGUUUGAGCUGACCAAGGACCAGCCAGAUCCCAAGAAGCGGUCCACGUACGGCAAGGAAGGCGUCAAUCUCUUCGACGCUUUCUGCUUCCACACUAGCAGCGUCAGAAACCUUGUGGCAACCCAAACGCACCAAUUCGUCCAAGCGGAUUCAGCCAGGAAGCACUGCCUGCUGCCCGACAGCCUCAUAAGCCCACACCACCUUACCGUCGGUGCAGUUGCAUUGCCAAUCGUUCAAGAGUGGUGCGGCACUCGUGGUGACAGCCUGUGCGACAAGAAUCAAUUGACUUUGACAGAGAUUGGUGAAGACGACGUUCUUGAGCGAGCGCCGUUGAUUCCACUAUUGCUCGGGAAAGAGCAAUACCUUCACUUCGAGAUGGUCGGCAUCGUCUUUGAGCUGAGGUAG
This is a messenger RNA of Pseudocercospora fijiensis CIRAD86, 471 nucleotides long. RefSeq lists its product as uncharacterized. Lineage: Eukaryota; Fungi; Ascomycota; Dothideomycetes; Mycosphaerellales; Mycosphaerellaceae. The coding region runs from base 1 to 471 and encodes 156 amino acids. The transcript is spliced from 4 exons. The record is from RefSeq and is a predicted model, not a curated record.